Triticum urartu is the source of this 603-nucleotide messenger RNA. NCBI's taxonomy places the organism in Eukaryota, Viridiplantae, Streptophyta, Magnoliopsida, Poales, Poaceae. The record is from RefSeq and is a predicted model, not a curated record.
ACUCAACCCUAAUUAAGCCCCCCAAUUCUUGAUUCUUCUAUUCCGCACAAUUGUGCUUGUAUAAGCUUGUAACCUGAAUCCAGCGUAUUUCCUGAACCCUGUCUAGUGAAUUCAGUGAGUGAACUAGAGCCCAGUUAACAAAAUGCCACUUCAAGGACUGCAGCACGACAUUUACAACGGUGAGACAUAAAUGUACCAAGCAUUACAAGGAACAACAUGAGCAGGCGAGAAGAAAGGACAUAUAUAUCAACAGAGAGCCUUACACAUAUGCGCUGGAGACACAGCAUUGCAGUCUGCACAAGUCUGAAUCUUCUGUGCUUGUGCAGUAUUUUUUGCACAUGUUCUCUGGAUACAGUUGCAGCAGUGUUAAGGAUUCUGCAGGCAUUUCAAUAUCUUAAGACAGAACAGCUGCAGGAUGUCAAGGACAAGGAUGUGGCUCUGCCACUGAAGAAGCCUAGCAGCAACCGGAGCUUGACUGGUUCGAGAAAUUUGGCGCCAGUCCACGUCGAGUUGGCUACAUCAUAACACGGCACCGCAAAGAUGUUCAGUUGACUGUUGCAGGUGUAAUAUGUCAGGUUCUUGGUAAGGGUGACCAGUGAAGAG